This is a messenger RNA of Galeopterus variegatus (Sunda flying lemur), 2284 nucleotides long. RefSeq names its product tetratricopeptide repeat domain 39B (gene TTC39B). Gene Ontology annotation, molecular function: protein binding. The record is from RefSeq and is a predicted model, not a curated record. Bases 10 to 1671 code for a protein of 553 amino acids. Lineage: Eukaryota; Metazoa; Chordata; Mammalia; Dermoptera; Cynocephalidae. Gene Ontology annotation, biological process: cholesterol homeostasis; negative regulation of cholesterol storage; regulation of cholesterol metabolic process. The transcript is spliced from 17 exons.
UCAGCCAAGAUGGAUCUCAAGAGUGCUCUAGAAGAGUGCAAAGUGGCAUUGAACCUAUUUCUAAAUAACAAAUUUACAGAUGCCUUAGAAUUGCUUCGUCCAUGGGCAAAGGAGAGCAUGUACCAUGCCUUGGGCUACAGUACCAUUGUGGUGUUGCAGGCUGUCAUGACCUUUGAGCAGCAGGACAUCCAAAAUGGCAUUUCUGCCAUGAAGGACGCUUUACAAACCUGCCAAAAAUUCAGGAAAAAAUGCACGGUUAUAGAAUCUUUCUCAAGUCUUCUUUCUAGAGGGUCACUGGAACAGCUGAGUGAAGAGGAAAUGCAUGCUGAAAUCUGUUAUGCCGAGUGUCUCCUGCAGAAAGCAGCACUCACGUUUGUGCAGGAUGAAAAUAUGAUCAACUUCAUCAAAGGUGGACUCAAAAUUAGAACAAGUUACCAAAUAUAUAAAGAAUGUCUUUCUAUCCUGCAUGUAAUUCAGAAGAAUAAACAUGAGCAGGAAUUCUUCUAUGACUUUGAAGGAGGUGCCAAGCUCGGAACAGGGGCCUUUAAUUUGAUGCUAUCCCUUUUACCAGCAAGGAUUAUCAGACUACUAGAAUUUAUUGGAUUUUCUGGAAACAGGGAGCUGGGUCUGCUGCAGUUACGGGAAGGCACAUCAGGAAGAAGCAUUAGGUCUCCACUCUGCUGCUUAACCAUCCUAUCUUUUCAUACUUACAUCUCCCUAAUACUCGGUACAGGAGAAGUGAAUGUCGUGGAAGCAGAGAGUCUCCUUGCACCCUUCCUCCAGCAGUUUCCAAAUGGCUCACUCAUGUUGUUUUAUCAUGCCCGAAUAGAGCUGCUGAAGGGGAAUGUUGAAGAGGCACAAGAGACAUAUCGAAAAUGCGUUUCAGUUCAAGAAGAGUGGAAACAGUUCCAUCAUCUCUGUUACUGGGAACUAAUGUGGAUUUAUAUAUUUCAACAAAACUGGAUGCAGGCGUAUUACUAUUCAGAUUUGCUUUGCAAAGAGAGUAAAUGGUCCAAGGCAACGUAUGUGUUCAUAAAAGCUGCAAUUUUGAGUAUGCUUCCAGAGGAGGAUGUAGUAGCAAUUAAUGAGAAUGUGGUAACUUUAUUCAGACAGGUGGAUGGCUUGAAGCAGAGAAUUGCCGGUAAAUCUAUCCCUACUGAGAAGUUUGCCGUGAGGAAGGCUCGACGCUACUCGGCCUCCUUGCCUGCACCUGUGAAGCUCACCUUGCCUGUCCUGGAAAUGAUGUAUGUCUGGAAUGGUUUUUCAAUAGUGAGCAAAAGAAAAGACCUUUGUGAAAAUCUAUUGGUAACCGUUGAAAAGGCUGAGGCAGCUUUGCAGAAUGAAGACUUUAACGAGUACUCUGUGGAUGAUGAGUGCUUAGUGAAGUUACUUAAAGGAUGCUGCCUCAAGAGCUUGCAGCGGCCCUUGCAAGCUGAGCUGUGCUUCAAUCACGUUGUGGAAAGUGAAAAGCUAUUGAAGUAUGACCACUACCUAGUGCCAUUCACUCUGUUCGAGUUGGCAUUUUUGUAUAAAAACCAAGGGGAAAUUGACAAGGCCAUUAAGGUUCUAGAAACUGCAAGAAACAACUACAAAGACUACUCUCUGGAGUCCAGACUACACUUCAGAAUUCAGGCAGCUCUUCACCUCUGGAGAAAACCUUCCUCAGACUGACUGGACGUGAAGGAUGGAAUUUUCCUUCAAUUAGCAUCGACAUCUGCUUUAGAUUAGACCUUGUAUGAAAGUGGAUAAGUGAUCUUGUGAAUAAGAGAUAAAACCAAUUUUAUUGUUAAUAUUUUCUAUCAUUUGAGUGGCUUACUGUUGGUCCACAUUUUUUUUUUUCCUAUGGAAUGAUGUUCAAUACUGUCUAGAAAAUUCAUAUAUUUUGCCUCUCCAAAAAGAAUUUCAUAUUAGAUUUGAAUUGGGGAGUGAAGAAGUCUUUUAAAAGACUCACAGGUACAGUAAAGUAUAAUUAGAGUAUUUAUUUUUUUAAUGUGGAAAUUAAUAUUGUUUAAGUAGCAAAUGGUGUACAAGUUGAGCCAUUUUUAGAUUUGUUGAUUGGUUAAACUUCAGGGGUAUUUUGUUGCCUGGUAUUUAAAUUUCAGAGGGGAAAUAAUAGUCACAUUCAAAAUAGCUUAACAAUGACCUGAAAACUUCUGAAAAAUACAGGCAAAGGUGUGAACAGGAAUGGGGUAAUGUACUUUGUAGGUUCAAGAGACCUAUGUCUGUAAGAGAUGAUAAAAUAUUAGGUUUUUUGUUUUUGUUUUUUGCUCUUCAUGUUGCCUAA